AUGAAGCGAACAGGGCGGAUCUCCAGAUUCCAGAUGAGCGUAAACACGACGAGGGACCUAUCGGAAUCAACAACCGACGACGAGUCGCCUCACCCCAGCCUUCCGCAGCCCGAGCUGAUGACACAGUGCAUCUCCGGCACUUGGAGAACCACGUACCUUACUGAGCAGAUCUCCAAUCUCACUCAGUGUUUCCACCACCGAGAAGCCCAGGAGAUGUCGUGA
Colletotrichum higginsianum IMI 349063 is the source of this 222-nucleotide messenger RNA. RefSeq lists its product as uncharacterized. Lineage: Eukaryota; Fungi; Ascomycota; Sordariomycetes; Glomerellales; Glomerellaceae. The record is from RefSeq and is a predicted model, not a curated record. The transcript has a single exon. The coding region runs from base 1 to 222 and encodes 73 amino acids.